AGGGAUGCAAACUUUGAUCCCGAAUCAUCAUAGUAAGUCGAAAAAAGUGCAUUUGACAUUCUCUAACAAAGCAGCAGGUAUCCUACAAUGACACGUUUCUUCAUGAUGCGUUUCUUCGCCCACCUCUGCCUUUAUUUGCAGACGAUCGACAUUCCAGUCCCGCCGCUCGCGACCCAAGUCAUUCUUGAGGCUUACCUACAAGUGUUGGAGGCUGCAGGCCAACGAGAGUUGAUUGCAAUGUAUGCUGUCCCGCUAGGAGACAACGCAGUCGAGCGAUAUGCGAUGUUCUUGACUUUGCUCGAACUUACAGCGGACGUCAACGAUCGUCGAUUAGCAUUGACUCGUGCGCGAGAGCAUGGUCUAGACGUUCACAAGGAGGCGGUCGUCGCUGCCAAACAAACAAUUGAUAGAGCAUUUGAGCUUCUACCACCAGUCUUAUGUUAUUCCGUUGCAGGCCACUCCAUCAGAUAUCGAGCUCCUGCUACUUCGUUCCAUAGAGUGGACAACGUUCGAGGAUGGAACGCAUGAUACUGCGCUGGAACAGGUGACGGUCAUUUUGCGGUACUUCCUAGGUAAGC
Molecule: messenger RNA, 578 nt
Organism: Suillus clintonianus
Lineage: Eukaryota; Fungi; Basidiomycota; Agaricomycetes; Boletales; Suillaceae
Exons: 3
Coding region: 88-528 (146 amino acids)
Biological process (GO): mRNA export from nucleus; protein import into nucleus; post-transcriptional tethering of RNA polymerase II gene DNA at nuclear periphery
Cellular component (GO): nuclear pore outer ring; nuclear pore
Molecular function (GO): structural constituent of nuclear pore
Source: RefSeq, a predicted model, not a curated record